Messenger RNA from Aspergillus clavatus NRRL 1, 564 nucleotides. RefSeq names its product 2-oxo-4-hydroxy-4-carboxy-5-ureidoimidazoline decarboxylase. The record is from RefSeq and is a predicted model, not a curated record. The transcript has 3 exons. Bases 1 to 564 code for a protein of 187 amino acids. Lineage: Eukaryota; Fungi; Ascomycota; Eurotiomycetes; Eurotiales; Aspergillaceae.
AUGUCUUCCGGUCUCCCCCCAAUCUCUUCAUUGCCUUCCCUGCCACAGGAGCAACAGUUCCAGGCCCUCGACACACUCUUUGAGCCAUCGCCCGAACUGCACGAGUUGAUGAUCCCUGUCUUGGCCAACCAGACAUUUUCAUCAUAUAAUGGUCUCAUCGACGCUGUAGGCGGUCGGAUGGCUGCGCUCUCUGCUGCCAAUUCGCCAAUCGAUCACAAAAUCCUCACUGGGAUCCUGGGUUCCCAUCCGCGCCUCGGGCGGCCCAAGGUCGCGACUACAGAACAUAUGAGUGAGCUCAGUAAGAAAGAGCAGGCAAAUCUGAAUACUGGGGCCGAAGAACAAGCGGAGAAACUACGACUCUUGAAUGCCGAAUACGAGGAGAAAUUCCCGGGUUUGAGAUUUGUAACGUUCGUCAAUGGACGAAGCCGAGAUGUCAUUAUGGCAGAAAUGCGCCGGAGGAUAGAUAGAGGCGAUGCCGAACGGGAGAUCCAGGAGACUAUCCAGGCAAUGUGCGAUAUAGCCAAGGAUCGAUCAAGGAAGUUGGAACAAUCGGCUCGGAUUUGA